AUGCGGUUCAGGCACCGUGCGGGCGCUUCUGCGUCGCCGGAGGUUUCUCUCCAGCGGCCGCCUUGUCCCCCCCGGCUGAACCUUGACGGCCGGCCGGGACGGGAGCUGAGGGCAGGCGGGCAAGUGCACCCUGCCACAUGCCACAGGGCCCAACUCAGGGCGCUUCCCUCGCACGCAGCGCUUCAGCUCCCUAUCGAUCGUGGCCGGGCGCUGGAACCUUCUCUGCAGCGGCGGAUACUGUCCACCAAAAGCCGUCAUCCAGCAUGGAUCCAUGAUCCAUCCCGCGUCGACAUUGACCCAUGCGGCCUGCAUGGAUCCAGCUGCUUGCCCCCCCAUCCUGUCGAUGGAUCCUCUACGUUGCGACUUGCGAGCCUGUCCGCUGCUGCUCAAUGA
Messenger RNA from Purpureocillium lilacinum, 393 nucleotides. Lineage: Eukaryota; Fungi; Ascomycota; Sordariomycetes; Hypocreales; Ophiocordycipitaceae. The record is from RefSeq and is a predicted model, not a curated record.